UGAAAUUGGUAUUCCACACAAGCCACAACUGCAUGUGUUUUCAAAAAAGAUAAAACUAUGGGGUUCUUGAAAGGGUCAGGAAAUUCAUGGCAGCCAGUAAGAACAGACAACACAACCACCGGAAGUUAUUGGCUUAACUGGAGGGUGUUGUUAUGUUCCAUAUGGAUUAUAACGUCCUUAGUUUUCUCAUAUUUGCUAAUUUCAAAAUACGAAGGACCGAGAAGAACAAGAACAAGAACAAGAACAAGAAGAGAAAACAUGGAUGGAGAAAUCGAACAAGAGGAUUGCGGUAUGUUAUACGAAGACGAGGUAUGGAUGCCUUGCUUGAAAGAAAUUCACCCAGGGUGGUUACUUGCCUUUCGCCUCUUUGCAUUCUUCGUUCUUCUAAUUCUCUUGAUUCUAAAUGUUACUGCUGAUGGAGCUGAUAUAUUUUACUAUUACACUCAAUGGACUUUUACACUUGUUACUAUUUAUUUCGGGCUAGGAUCAGCUUUGUCGAUCUACGGUUGUUAUCGACACCACGUUAGAGUUGUUGAGGGGGUCGAUGCUGAAAGUGGCACAUUUCAUGCACCUGAAAAUGGAAAAUCAGUUUAUGAUCGUCAAGUUGGAGGAUUUUGGGCUUAUCUAUUCCAAAUGAUAUUUCAGAUGAAUGCAGGUGCUGUGAUUCUUACCGACACUGUCUUCUGGUUCAUAUUGUUUCCAUUUUUGGAAAUCAACAAACAAUAUGACCUUAAUGUUUUAGUAGUGAGCAUGCAUACUAUAAAUGCAAUUUUCUUACUUGGGGAUACUGCACUCAACUGCUUGGUG
This is a messenger RNA of Impatiens glandulifera, 807 nucleotides long. RefSeq lists its product as uncharacterized. The transcript is spliced from 5 exons. The record is from RefSeq and is a predicted model, not a curated record. The annotation marks the transcript as partial. NCBI's taxonomy places the organism in Eukaryota, Viridiplantae, Streptophyta, Magnoliopsida, Ericales, Balsaminaceae. Gene Ontology annotation, cellular component: membrane.